UCUUGAAAUACAGAUUUGUCUGUUUGCGUUUUAAUUUUCAUCUACAACAUAAUACUAUGGCUGCUAAUAUUUCAGAGCCAUUCGUGACUGCACAUCAUUUAACCCAGAAGAUUCAAUCAAUCAGUGAAGGUCCACCUGCACGGAAUCAUCUCCUCACAACCAGAAGUAAUCUUGAUAAAAACGGUUUAGUGAGAAAAUGGACAUUCGGACAGCAAGACGUCAACAUGCAAAACAAAAUAAUCCUCUUGGUAGGAGAAAGUGGAACAGGCAAAACUACUCUGAUCAAUGUGAUGGUUAAUCAUUUACUUGGGGUGAAGUUUACAGAUGAAGUGUGGUUUGAGAUUACAGAAGAAGGAGAUUUGAAUGACAUGCCAGAUCAGUCAAAUAGUCAAACAACUCAAAUCACAAUGUAUGAAGUCUUUGCUCAGGAAAACCCAAUCUGUCUAACCCUCAUUGACACUCCAGGUUAUGGAGACACGAAGGGAACACACAUGGAUAAACAGAUUGGUGAAAAUCUGUACAAACUGUUAAACACUGAAACUGGAGUGAAAGAAAUUGAUGCAGUGUGUCUGGUAGUGAAGGCAUCUGAUAAUCGGCUUUCUGACAGACAGCAUUACAUAUUUGAUGCAGUUUUUUCUUUGUUUGGUAAAGACAUCGAGAACAGCAUUGUUAUUUUUGUCACUCAUUCAGAUGGAUUGCCUCCAACAAAUGUAAUUAAUGCCAUCAAGAAAGCAGAGAUUCAGUGUAGGAAAGAACAAAAUGAACCAGUGUAUUUCUUAUUCAACAAUCGCCAAACUGAGAAAAGAAACGAAACCUUUAAGAGGGGUCAUCAGACGGCUUGGGAACAAACAGAGGACAGUUUAAAAAUGUUCUUUGACUCACUGAAAGGGCAGAACAGAAAAAGUUUAGAGCAGACUGCAUGUGUUCUUACGGAGUCCAUCCAACUUGAAGCCUGUCUUGUUAAUCUACAGUUUCGCAUUGAAUUUGAAGAGAACAAAGGUGAAGAACUGGCUCAGACACAGAAAGCCCUUGCAGAAAACCAAGAAAAGAUUAAAAGAAAUGAAAACUUUACUUUUACAGUCACCAAGUAUUACAAAGAAAAGGUUGCUAUUAACAAAAAAGCAUGGCAGAAAACUAAGGCCACCACUUGCUCUGUCUGUCAGGAGAACUGCCAUGAGUAUGGCUGCUCCUUGACCCCUAAUGUUCUGUGGUGUGAAGUCAUUAAACAAAACUACUGCACUUCGUGCACAAAUAAAUGUCAUUUCACUAAACAUGUCAGAGAAAGCAAGAAAUAUGUCACCAGAAGCAAAUGCGUCACCAUGACGUAUGAUGAUUUAAAACGACAAUGUGAAAAUGAUGAUUUAGCAUUCAACUUAAGGGCUGUUGUAAACAUCAGAGAGGACCUUCAAAACAACAAGAAACAAGCACUGGAGCAUCUUAACAUAGAAAAUAGUCUGAUAAUACAACUGAUCAGAAAUAAAAAGGAAAAGGCCAAGCUGAUAGAAGAAGCCUGCACCAUUAUCAUUAGAUUGUCAGAAAUUGCUUUAAAGACAGAUUCUGCUUACAUUGUUAAGUCUCUUGACUUUUUGAUCCCUCGAGCUGAGGAAACUGGAAGAGAUUUCCUCGCAGACAAACUAAAAGCGCUCAGGAAAAUUCAGCCUGAAUCACAGGAAAGAGUUAAUGCUGCAAUGGGGUAUUACAACAAGCUACAUUAAAGUUAAAUUCAGGUGAUUAAACAUGGCCAUGAAGCAUUUAAUGAGGAAACUCAACAGUGCAAAUUAUAUCCAAUGAAUAAGAUAUUUAAGAUUGUAAAUAAUUAUAAAUAAUUUCAUUUAGAAAUGAGAAAGAACCAAUCUUGGGUGAACUUGGACAUAAUUGGCCAUGUAAUAAGACAGGAAAUUGUACAGCUUGUUUUAUAUUUUGUCCGUUUCAGACCAUGUAUUCUUAUCUUUAAUUAAAAAGCAAUUCUUUAUAUGGAAACUUUAACGUUUGUGGUAAAGCAGCAUGUUCACACCCAAAAACUAAUAACAUCAUUUUAUUUAACCACUCAGGCAAAACAUUAAAACAUUCUGAGUGGUGAAGUGAAGAACACUGAUGAUCUUCAUCAUGGCACCUGUUAGUAUGUGGAUUUAUUUAUUAGGCAGCAA
This is a messenger RNA of Silurus meridionalis, 2147 nucleotides long. RefSeq lists its product as uncharacterized. The transcript is spliced from 3 exons. Gene Ontology annotation, molecular function: GTP binding; ATP hydrolysis activity. The record is from RefSeq and is a predicted model, not a curated record. Lineage: Eukaryota; Metazoa; Chordata; Actinopteri; Siluriformes; Siluridae. The coding region runs from base 57 to 1715 and encodes 552 amino acids.